AUGGCAUCACUCAUAGUGAUCCUCUAUUUAUUGCUUAUGCCUUACGUGAAAUGUGUGCCAAGAAAAUAUUACAACUACACGUUACUUAGCGCUACACCAAUAAAUGAUAAACAACUAAACUUUUUCAAGAAUCUAACAUUAUCAUAUGAUGUUAAUUUUUGGAGGCCACCAGGACAAGUUAACAAAACUAUUGAGCUGGUCGUAUCGCCUGAGCAUAAAAAAGCAUUUAUGAAUGAUGCUAAACAAUCAGGUGUUUAUUUAAUAACAGUCAUGAAAGAUGUACAAAGUGUUUUUGAUAUGCAAACUGUUAAAACGUAUAUAAGAAGAAAAAUGGGUCUAUUUGACUGGCGCAGCUAUUUUAAAACAAACGACAUUUACAAAUGGCUUCAGGAUUUAAGCAAUAACCACCCACAAGAGGUUCACUUAGAGAGCAUUGGCAAGACUCACGAAAAUCGAGACAUAAUGGCAGUAAGAAUUGUUUUAGGACAAGAUAAAUAUUUUUACAGAUCCAGAGUUAUAAUAGAAGGUGGAAUACACGCCAGAGAGUGGAUAUCUCCAGCCUUUGUAACCUACAUGAUGCAGCAAAUCGUACAGUCUCCUACAUCAAAUAACAGUAUUUUGAAAGAAAUAGCUCAGGCUUAUGAGUGGUAUUUUGUACCGCUUUUGAAUCCUGACGGCUACGAAAUUACUCACACAUCGGACAGAUUAUGGCGAAAGAAUAGUAGAGGUGUUGAUUUGAAUAGAAAUUUUGAGAUCGCAUUUGGAAGCGUCGAUGUUAGCUCUAACCCAUUGGCUGAUACAUACUCUGGAAAAAAUGCAUUUUCUGAACGGGAAAGUGCAGCUAUGGCUACUUAUGUGCGGUCAAAGAGCGACAGAUUGGAUUUUUACUUGGCAUUCCACUCAUAUGGUCAACACAUGAUCAUACCUUACGCUUAUUCAAGACAACAUAGGGAAAAUUUCGAUGAAGUGUACCAAAUGGGAAAGAAAGCAGCAAUCCGAAUAGCAGAUAAAUAUGGAACCGAAUAUACAGUUGGAACGGCGUACGAAACAGUCGGCUAUUUAACUUCGGGUGUCAGUGGAUGUUGGGUCAAGAGGACUUUUAAGGUUCCAUACGUCAUUACAUUUGAACUACGCGAUCAGGGAUACUAUGGAUUUGCCCUGCCGGCAAAGGAAAUUUUACCAACAUGCGAAGAAACAAUGGAAGGAGUCUUGUCUUUACUUUCAACAAAGUAUAAGAGGGAAGGAAAUCCCUUACCUAAAAGUGGACAGGGAUAUAAUCUUUUAAACACACUUGUGACAAUUUGGAAUAUUAUUCUAUUUAUUUUAACACGUGAGGACUAG
This is a messenger RNA of Parnassius mnemosyne (clouded apollo), 1341 nucleotides long. Lineage: Eukaryota; Metazoa; Arthropoda; Insecta; Lepidoptera; Papilionidae. The record is from the annotation of a GenBank genome assembly.